Messenger RNA from Grosmannia clavigera kw1407, 1317 nucleotides. RefSeq names its product protein phosphatase pp1 regulatory subunit. Gene Ontology annotation, molecular function: protein binding. The transcript has 3 exons. Bases 1 to 1317 code for a protein of 438 amino acids. NCBI's taxonomy places the organism in Eukaryota, Fungi, Ascomycota, Sordariomycetes, Ophiostomatales, Ophiostomataceae. The record is from RefSeq and is a predicted model, not a curated record.
AUGACGAGCGAUAAAGAGACGCACGGCGAGUCUGGGACGGCUCCGUCGCAGGACGAGUCGGUAUCGACAUCUUCGGCCUCGACACCUGUCCUGGUGUCGACUGCGGCCACACACAUUGCCCUCGCCGACGGCACAGAGACGGUGCCGAAUACAGAGCCAGAAGAUGGACAGGGACCACUCGCUAGCCCCAGCCUGCGGAACAGCAAGGGCUGGGACGGCAAGCUGAGGCUACCCAAGAAGACGGCCGUGCUUGCCAAUCCGGAGGCGCUGUCGGACCCCGAGUAUUCAGACGAGGACAACGUUGUACCCGGUGAGACUAUAUCUGCAGAUGAAGACAUCUUAGACGGCGAGGACCCCGAGACGGACGAGAUCUUCUGCACGCACUCCCGGGUGCGUUCUAUCGACGCCCUCCACCUCGAGCGCUUCACCUGCUGCCAGCGACUUUGUCUGCGUCAGAAUAGCAUCCAGCGGCUGGACUCACCCGACGCGACUCCGGGCCAGGGACUCGCCGCGCUCGCUGGAUGCCUCAAGGAGCUCGACAUGUACGACAACCUGAUCGCACACAUGCGCGGCGUCGAGACACUCCCAGGCUUGACCAGCCUCGACCUCAGCUUCAACAAGAUCAAGCAUAUCAAGCACCUGGCCGGGCUGCGCGAGCUCACUGACCUCUUCCUGGUGGCCAACAAGAUCGGCAAAAUCGAGGGCCUCGAGACGCUGACGCGCAUGCGCAUGCUGGAGCUGGGCUCGAACCGCAUCCGUGAGAUCCGCGGUCUGGACGGCCUGGUCGCUCUCGAGGAGCUCUGGCUGGCCAAGAACAAGAUCACGGACCUGUCCGGCCUGGACGGCUUGCCGCGCCUGCGCCUAUUGAGCCUGCAGUCGAACCGCAUCAGCGACCUGUCGCCGCUGCGUGUGGUGUCCACGCUCGAGGAGCUGUAUCUGUCACACAACCUGCUCGAGUCUGUGGCAUCGCUCUCGGUCGACGAGACGAAGACCUCGGAGACCGACGGCAAAGCCUCCGACGACAAAACCGCUGCCACGUCGAUCCUGCCGAAUCUGCGCACGCUCGAUAUUGGAAACAACAAGAUCACCUCACUUCAGGGCAUCGGCGGCCUGCACAAGCUCGAGGAGCUAUGGGCCAGCUACAACCUCCUGAACGACUUUACGGACGUGGAACGCAACAUGGCCGACAAGAGCUCCCUCGAGACGGUCUACUUCGAGGGCAACCCACUGCAGCUGCGGGCACCAGCACUGUACCGGAACAAAGUGCGUCUGGUGCUGCCGCAGGUAAAGCAGAUCGAUGCUACCUACGUUCGCUAG